UGACAGCUGGGCUCGCCUGCGCUCCUGCUCUUGUCUGCUAAGAAGCUUCAUCCCCAAAUAGGAUGACCGUCGGCGGCUGCGCGCACCCCCGUCUCUAGUGCCGGGACUCCCGCUUCUUCUUCUGGUGACUUUUUUUAAAUUUUUUUCAACAAUCUAGUAAUUUUUUUAUAUCAUCUAGUGUGGAUUUCGCGAUGGAUAUUCCGAUUUAAGCACGGCAUGUAACACACACACACACACACAAAAAGGUGAGACGCGCAAGAGCAAAAGUAGCGCUCGUAUUGUUGUGACUCGGUGAGAACUGCGUUAACAAUCGCGUCUGGAUGGAUUACUAAAUAGACAAGAAUCGACUCAUUAUUUCAAGAUCUGGCCAUUCAUGAGCUGAAGGCUGAGGUACAUCUGCAGCAGAGGACCAGCAGAGUGGUGCGACCAUGAGGUCAGAGGCCUUCUUCCUCUACUUCUCGCUACUGCACAUAGCUGGGGCGGGCUUCCCCGAAGACAGCGAGCCUAUAAGUAUCUCCCACGGGAACUACACCAAGCAGUACCCGGCAUUUGUGGGCCACAAGCCCGGCAGAAACAACACACAACGACACAAACUGGACAUCCAGCUCAUCAUGAUCAUGAACAAGACCUUAUUCAUUGCUGCCAGGGAUCACAUAUACACAGUGGACACAGACACCGCCACCGGUGACGAGAUCUUUUUCAGUAAGAAAAUGACCUGGAAGUCCAGGCAGGCAGACGUGGAUACAUGCCGGAUGAAAGGGAAGCACAAGGAUGAGUGUCACAAUUUCAUCAAAGUCCUCCUGCAGCAAAACGACGACACCUUGUUUGUUUGCGGGACAAACGCUUUCAAUCCUUCGUGUCGAACAUACACGAUGGACAGCUUGGAAGCUCUAGGAGAGGAGAUCAGCGGGAUGGCCCGUUGCCCUUAUGAUGCCAAGCAUGCCAAUGUUGCCCUCUUUGCUGAUGGCAAGCUGUACUCUGCCACGGUCACUGACUUCCUGGCCAUUGAUGCGGUCAUCUAUCGUAGCCUUGGAGACAGCCCGACGCUGCGCACAGUUAAACAUGACUCCAAGUGGCUAAAAGAGCCCUACUUUGUCCAAGCUGUAAAUUAUGGAGACUUUAUCUAUUUCUUCUUCAGGGAGAUCGCUAUGGAGUACAACACAAUGGGAAAGGUGGUCUUUCCUCGGGUGGCGAGGGUUUGCAAGAACGACCGCGGUGGCUCACCUCGUGUCCUGGAGAAGCAAUGGACGUCGUUCCUCAAGUCCCGUCUGAACUGCUCCAUUCCAGGCGACUCCCAUUUCUACUUCAACAUCCUGCAGGCCGUGACAGACGUCAUUCACAUCAACGGGAAGGACGUCGUGAUGGCCACUUUCUCCACUCCUUACAACAGCAUUCCAGGCUCGGCAGUGUGUGCCUACGACAUGGCGGAGGUGGCCAACACCUUCACAGGGCGCUUCAAAGAGCAAAAAUCCCCUGACUCUACCUGGACGCCUUUUCCCGAAGAGCGGGUGCCCAAGCCAAGGCCUGGCAACUGCGCCGCAACGUCAUCUAUGGAGAGGUACAAGGUGUCCAAUGAGUUUCCCGACGACACGCUUAACUUCAUCAAGAUGCAUCCCCUGAUGGAUGAGGCGGUGCCCUCCAUCGCCAACCGACCAUGGUUCCUCAAGACCAUGGUCCGCUAUCGUCUAACACGCAUUGCGGUGGACAGUGCUGCCGGCCCCCAUAAGAACCACACUGUGGUCUUCCUGGGAUCUGAGAAAGGCAUCAUCCUCAAGUUCCUCGCUAAGAUGAACAACGGCUUCCUCAACGACAGUUUGUUCCUGGAGGAGCUCAACGUCUACAAUCCUGACAAAUGCAGCAUAGACGGCGCUGAGGACAAGCGUAUUGUCAGCAUGCAGAUCGACGCCAAAGGUCGCACCCUGUGGGUUGCGUUCACCUCCUGUGUGGUCAAAGUGCCGUUGUCUCGCUGUGAAAGACACGGGAGAUGCAAGAAGUCCUGUAUUGCCUCCAGGGAUCCUUACUGUGGUUGGGUGGCAGAAGGAGCCUGCAGACAAGUGGUUGACACCAAAUCAGCCUUUGAGCAGGACGUGGAGCAUGGUAACACAGAUGGCCUGGGAGACUGCCAAAAUACGUUUGUGGCACUGAAUGACGUUCCUUCCAGUUAUAAAGGCCGCCUUCACCACCACCAUCACCACCAUACCCUCUCACUCCCCACCCCGGCCCUACCUGAGGCUGCCGAGGGCCCCCUGGGGCGGGGCCGCAUGGUGGAGCGCAAGGAUCCCCCUAUGAGCUCAGACAAAGGGGAGGAUCCCUACAUGGCCGUGCCCUCUCAGACUCAACCCGAAGUUGAUGGUGUGAUCCGAGAGAGCUACCAGAAGGGUCGUGACCAGCUGGUUCCUGUCACCUUAUUGGCCAUCGCCGUCAUCCUAGCGUUCGCCAUGGGCGCCAUCUUUUCCGGAAUCAUCGUCUACUGCGUCUGCGACCACCGCCGCCGAGACCUGGACCUUCCCGGUCGCAAGGAGAAAGACAACCACCACCUACACUCGCGCCGCGGCUCCAUGAACAGCGUGACCAAACUGACGGGCUUGUUUGAGACGCAGGCCAAAGAUGGCCGCCCCGAGGCCAUCCUCACGCCUCUGAUGCACAACGGAAGGCUGACCCCCAACGGCAAGAUGCUCAUCAAAGCCGACCAGCACCACCUGGACCUCGCCGCUCUACCCACGCCUGAAUCGACCCCCAUGCAGCCUCGCCGUAAGCCCAGCCGGGGGAGUCGCGAGUGGGAACGCGCCCAGAACCUCAUCAACGCUUGCACCAAGGACAUGACAUCUCUGGGCUCCCCCGUCAUCUCAGACCUGCCUCUGAGGGCGUCGCCGGGCCACAUCCCCAGCGUAGUGGUGUUGCCUCUGCCACAGCAUCAGCACCAACUCCCUCCUCACCUGCACCAACACGAGUACGUGGAGCAGCCUCACCCCAGCGACUUUGCCAUGGGCCUCAUGGACGACCAGGGCGCCACGUUGGAGUACAAGACGGUCAAGAACCCCCACCACAACCUGGUGGAUUCAGACGGGAUGCUGCCGCCACGUGUCCCCCAACGAGAAGCAUCCCUCACCGUCCCGCCAUCGGUCCCACAGAUGGGCAAGCGCCUGGAGGUCCACUCGUCCGUCUACGGGCUCCGAAAAGGAUCCUCCGCCUCGGGAUCGUCUGGCCUGAAGAAGCACAACACCAACUCGUCCAACUCCUCCCAUUUGGCGAGACAUCAGAGCUUCAACCGCGUGGAGACGCCGCCCCCUGCGCCCCAGCGGGUGGACUCCAUACAAAUGACAGCACAAGGGAUGUCUCUGUCGCGGCAGCCCGGGAUGAGCUCCUACGCUUCGCUGCCUCGAGGCGGCGUCAAACAUCUCAAGCCUGACGUUCCACCCAAACCGUCCGUAGUGUCGCUGUCCACCAAGGUCAAGUCCAGUGACUCGUGCACAUAGUCGGCCUACUUUGACCACCUUUCAGUUCUCUUUUGGUGUACAGUCCACUUUUUUAAGAACACACUUUCUUUUAUAUCAACAUGUAAAUAAGCAGGGAGAACACGUGCUACUGAGACGAACGAUCUACGAGAUCCGACGCCGUGUAGCAUCGAGACGGUGGCUCUCUUGUAAGCACAUACAAGGACACGGGGGUGAGGGGGUAGGGGGGGCUGGGUUUUGGGGUGUACAGUACCUUGAGGGCUGGCGGACUCGGGAGUUCGGACUGAAAAAAGACAAAGCCUGUCGGAAUACUGUGAAAAGCCUCCAAGUGUUACUGCAAUCAAGUCCUGCCUGCUUUGACGGGCCUGGACCAGAGGAAUCCUCACUGAAAAAGAAAACACUUGACUGUUAAUACUAAUAGCUUGUUGUAUUUAUUUUUUAUGAAGUGCUUUUGAAGAGAAGACUUUUUAGGCUCAACCAGAGAGAGGGCAGAGAGAUCUUUUUAAUAUGAAUUAAUCAUGUGGGAUGAAAAAACAACAACAACAAAAAAAAACAUAUUUAAAGUCAUUAAACUGGAGCCACUAGAUUUUCUUUCUUAAUGACUUCAAGUGAGGAAAAGGAGGAGAUAUUUAUUUACAGUGUGCCACAAAUGGACCGUCUCGUUUUAAAGGAAUAUUCCCCCCUUUUUGCUCCUCCAAUCAGCACUGUGGGUUUUUUCGUGUGUGUGAGUCAGUAACGUUGCUCCAUCUAGGGGAGGAAGACUAUUGAAAAAAAAGCAUAUUUUCCCCCCUCCCGACAUGUAAAUUUGUGCCUUACACCCAAAAGUAGUGACAGUGUUUUCUUCAAUAGCUGUUAACUUGUAGUUUUUUAAUUUUUUCUUACGUCAUGAUGUUUCCCUGAUUUGCUUAAAAAAUAAGAAGAAUGUAGGUGUUAUUGUAAUUCUGUUUCCCUACACACACACACACACGCACACACACAAUGUUUAUGUUAGUGGUUCAUGUCUGAUCUCUGUGCCAUGAAUGAGCUUUUUCGCUGCGUGUUGUCAUUUUGUCUUUUAUACAAUCUACAUGUUUAUUUGUACUUUUUGGGGGGGCUAAAGUGGAACAAUUGGCAUAGCGUUAGCAACACAUAGCAUCAACAGGCUGGUUCCUGUGCAAAUACUAACACAUAACAAUGAGCCCCUUUUAUUGUGGUGACAAGUUUGGAGGUGUGUAAACUCACUAACUAGUCUGAUGUUUCUUUUUGUUGAAAUAAAUCAAUCAGUGCCCCCUCCCCGCCCCGUCCCACCCCACCC
Messenger RNA from Doryrhamphus excisus (bluestripe pipefish), 4749 nucleotides. RefSeq names its product sema domain, transmembrane domain (TM), and cytoplasmic domain, (semaphorin) 6A (gene sema6a). Gene Ontology annotation, molecular function: semaphorin receptor binding; chemorepellent activity. NCBI's taxonomy places the organism in Eukaryota, Metazoa, Chordata, Actinopteri, Syngnathiformes, Syngnathidae. Gene Ontology annotation, biological process: semaphorin-plexin signaling pathway; axon guidance; neural crest cell migration. Gene Ontology annotation, cellular component: plasma membrane. The record is from RefSeq and is a predicted model, not a curated record.